CAUAUUCCAAUCACAACCUUGCUCAGAAUCGACCAGUAACCGAAGAAGAUUCACGAAAAAGUCGUUCAGAGCAUCGAAGGGAAAAUGGCGGUGAUGGAGAGGUUGAAGAUGUUCGUAGUUCAAGAGCCUGUGGUCGCUGCUUCUUGCCUAAUUGCUGGUUUUGGUCUCUUCCUUCCAGCAGUGGUGAGACCAAUCCUGGAUUCUUAUAAAGCUGCUGAUCCAGUCCCCCCACCUGGUUUAAAUAAUGUUAUUGCAGGUAUGACCGGAAAGAAAUAGAAGGUGAUGCAGAUGUCCGAAAUGGUGUAUUGAGGAAAGAAUAGUCCAUUUUUCAACCCAUUAUGAUUCUCAUCAUUGAAAUAAUCCUAACUCUACCAAUGAAUUCUUGGAGAUUUAGUAGUACUUUGAAUUUCUUCCUGUUUUGUAUAAGCACACGCACGGUGUUCGCUUCGCUCGUGUUAUUGCUUAUCCUUUUUUAUGAGCUUAACUGAUUUGUCUUUCGGAUUCCACACUCCAAUGAAUUGUGAUUGCACCA
Molecule: messenger RNA, 532 nt
Organism: Cannabis sativa
Lineage: Eukaryota; Viridiplantae; Streptophyta; Magnoliopsida; Rosales; Cannabaceae
Exons: 3
Coding region: 85-276 (63 amino acids)
Source: RefSeq, a predicted model, not a curated record